This is a messenger RNA of Aplysia californica (California sea hare), 3193 nucleotides long. RefSeq names its product WD repeat-containing protein 43. The coding region runs from base 56 to 1876 and encodes 606 amino acids. The transcript has 17 exons. Gene Ontology annotation, molecular function: protein binding. Gene Ontology annotation, biological process: maturation of SSU-rRNA from tricistronic rRNA transcript (SSU-rRNA, 5.8S rRNA, LSU-rRNA). Gene Ontology annotation, cellular component: nucleolus. NCBI's taxonomy places the organism in Eukaryota, Metazoa, Mollusca, Gastropoda, Aplysiida, Aplysiidae. The record is from RefSeq and is a predicted model, not a curated record.
GUAAAUGGUGCAAGUAAACUCCACACGUGCUGAAUGCUGAAAGAAAAUGUAGAAAAUGGCGACGACACAGAUAUCUUCGUUCUCUGAAGACGGACAAUAUCUUGCUUAUUCAAGUCCAGAUGGUACUCUUAGAAUUUAUGAAUGUGCCACAGGAAUUUUGAAACAAGAAUAUAGCUCGACGUCUCACUUGUCAGCGACAACAUCAGCCUUAUCGUGGAGCCGACACAGAAAAGAAACGAUUGCUCCUCCCAAAUCGAAAAAGAAAAAACUUAAUGGUGAUUCAGCUGUAUAUCAAGAUGAUUUGAAACUGAUUGCAUUGGGUACAACAGCAGGAACUGUCAAUCUUUAUAGUUUUGCCAAAGGACUCCUGCAUUCGCAGUUGACGGGAGGACACUCUCUGAAGAUCAAUGAUGUCUGUUUUCACUUGUCAAAUCCUGAGCUGUUCACGUGCUCAGAUGAUCAAACAGUUUCACAGUGGGAUUUGCAGAAAGGAAAAGUGAAACACAAAUGGAAAUGUGACUCUUCUAGCAUCCACUCCAUCUGUCAGUGUUCUCGUCAGCAUUUGCUCACAGCAAGUCACACUAUUAAAUUAUGGGACUUGACCACGAGGACUGUGUUACAGACGUAUACAGGUCAUUCCUCACCAGUGUUCCGACUGUUGCCAGUUUACCUUGGAGCAGAUGCUUCAAACGAAGGAGAUGCAUCUUAUGUUCUGUCUGCUGCUGUGGAUGACAGGCACAUAAGUGUAUGGUGUUGUGGCAGUUCUGUGAAGGAGAAAAAUUCCAUAGCUUCAUUUUCAGUACCAGAUGAACCAGUGUCUUUGUCCAUGUCAAGGCCUUCUUCGGCUUCCCAGGCCUUGGUACUUGCGGUGAUAACUCGGAAAGGCACAUUGCACAUUUUUGAACAGACCUUAAAUGGGAAAAAGAAGAAACCAAUAGUAAGCAGGGUCCGUGUGAAGGGAGCAUUAUCUGACAGCGGUGGUGAGGGAGAGGAUGAAACAACAGUACCAGUGCUGGCAUCUUUAGUUCAAUCUGGAACUGUUUCUGUUGCCCUUGGCAAUCCAGUGAAGCCUCAGUUUGAAAAAGUGGUGUACGACACCUCAAAGCCGGAAGUUGUCAUCAAGAUUCAGACACCUAGCAAAACUCUUGCUAAGGAGGAGUAUUCACAGGUGAAACGUCCAGAGAUUUCUGAACAUAUGACUACCCUUCGACCAGCUGACUCCCAACCAAUGCAAGCUAGCAAAAACAAAGACAAGAAGAGGUUAAGGCGGUCAUCAGUGUCUGAUUUGACUGUUGAAGAGCGCCUUAAUGCAAUGGGAACUGAAACACCAUCUGUUGAUGGCCCUGUGAAACAACCACCAGUAGCGAAUACCCUUUGCAGAUUACUGCAGCAGGGUUUGCUCUCUGGGGAUCGCAAGAUCUUAACGGGUGUUUUUCAAGAAACAAAUGAAACUAUCGUGAGAAAUACUAUCAAGCGCCUCCCAGUUUCAUGCAUUGUUCCUCUCAUAAAGGAAAUUGAAAGAGGCAUGCAUGGACACGCACAACAUGCAUGUAGUUUGAGCAGGUGGACGUCAGCUCUAAUUUCUUGUCACACAUCCUACAUACUGUCUGUUCCAGAGAUCAUCAACACAAUGAACUCACUGUAUCAGACGUUGAUAUCACGACAAAAGUUCUUUCCGAAAAUGCUGCAAUUGAAAGGGCGUUUGGAACUUGUCAAGCAAAAGGCUUGGUCCACCGACAAUGAAGAAGAGGCAGAGGUUGCUCCACUUUUGGUUCAUCAGGAUGAGUCAGAUUCGGAAGACAGUGAUAGCAUGGUGAUUGAUGGUGCUGCAUUAGAAUCGGAUGAGAACUGGGACGAUUUGUCUGAUAUGGAAUAGUUAACAACUUGUACAGUGUCCUUUGUACCGUGUGCCUGAGCAAUGUGUGAACAUGAUCUUUGAUGUGACAGGUGGUUGCUCUUGAAUGAUCGAGUGUUCAGAUUUUCAUUGAUAGUAUGUAGGUUGAAAAGAAUUCUGUCGUGAUUACUUGAUGACAUGGAUAUUUGGUGGGCGCUCUGAUGUGGUUUGCUCCUUCUUCCUAUCAAACACUUAUCUUCCUUAUCUCUCCUUUUUUUGUAGGUUACUCUCUUGUAACACCUCCAAUCUUCGGAUGUUACUCUACUCUCUAGUAACACUUCUAAUCUUCAGGACUUUUAUGACUUAUUUUUAUUGCAAGUGUUGAAAACUUUUACUAAAACUAAUUGGAUGAUGUACCAAAAAAAAAAGCAGGGCUCAUUACUUCCUAUUCGUUCAGUUAUUAAUUUGCAUGAAGCUGUGGAAAGAGAGAUAGUUUGCCUGUGAAUGCUGUUGUGUUUAUUGAGAGUGGUUGUGAGAGUGGACUGGGUGACAAAAUAAUGGUAUGGUAUUUUUCACUGAUACGCUUAUCAAUGUCCAUAAGGAAAGCUCUCAUAUUGUAAGAACGCUAUGAGUAUGAGAUGGUUAUGUCAUAAAAUUUGGCUUUGCAUUUUCGUGUAUUUUUGGACCAUGCUAUGUUUGGAUUUGGUGAAUGAAUAAUUUGUCCACAGGCUGAGACGAUUGUCGUUUUAGGAUAUUUACAUUAUUGGCCUCAUUAAGAAUGGCAUACUUGUAUAUGUAUAUAAAUCAGUGCUUGUCGACUUUUUCAUUGCCGCAGCCCUCUUUUGUUACCUUUAGCUUGGUAAAUUUUAAGGCCCUUGCUAUUUUUAAGGUCGUAUGAGCGUAAUUUGCUUCCUUUUAGAGGCUAACAUUUUUAUAAUUUCCAAAAAGGGUGUAAACAUCUGUCACUACUUGGGUGACCCCCACUGUCCACCAAAGUAACCGAAAUGUUCGCUUGUGGGCGAUAUCACCCAGGUGGUUGGCAAGCACUGAUAUAGAUGAAAGGUACACAAAGUUUCAAAACUAGUGAUUGGGUUGAUUGAAUGGUCUGCUGCCAUCACACCGCGCAAUUGAUUGGUUGAAGAAAAGGAUACCAGAGUACUGAUGGGCUCGAUUUAGGAAAGAUAUAUGCAAUGCAUUUGAUAUUGGAGUAGGGGUUAUCAUUUUUAUUUAUUUUUUGUAGUUCAGUGAGAUUGGCAGGUGUGUAUCUUUUAAUUUUACAGGAAUGCCCAUUGAUUUGUAGGAAUGUCUAUUGACAGAUAAAAGCAGAAUUAAAAGGAACUGGGACUGGAGGGGGGGGGG